This is a messenger RNA of Ambispora leptoticha, 410 nucleotides long. NCBI's taxonomy places the organism in Eukaryota, Fungi, Glomeromycota, Glomeromycetes, Archaeosporales, Ambisporaceae. The record is from the annotation of a GenBank genome assembly.
AAGGACAAGUCGAAUAUAACCCCACUACUAAAAGACAUAUUUUUAAAGAUUGGGAAGCAGUAGAAGAAGAACAAAAACCCGAUGAGGAAAAAAAACCGAAAAUCCAAACCGAAGAACCUGAACUCUCUUUUAGUGAAUGGAAAAAGAAAUUUAAGCAAGAACAUCCCGGAGAAAAACCUACUUUCCAAUUAUACACUAUUGAAAGAUUAGAAAAAAGAAAAGAACAAUUAAUCAAAGAAUUAAAAAAAACUAGUGGAGUAUUUAAAGAUAAAUUGAACUUACGAUUAACUUUUACCGAAGCCCUAAUCGAGGGUUAUAAAAAAGAGAUAAAAGUUUGUGAAGUAGGAAACCCAGAGGAAAAAUUACCCUUAGAGGCUACCGAUGAACAACUACAACAAGCCUCCUUCUGA